UCUCCUUUGUUUCGAAUAUGGGGAAAAUGGCCUUUCUAGUUGCCACUCUUUUAGUGGUUUUAGUGUUACUUAGCUUAGCAUUUGAAAUUUCAGCAAAUUAUCAAUACUCAUCUCCCCCACCACCAAAGGAGCCAUACCACCCUUCACCAACACCAUAUCAUCCCACACCAAUUUACAAAUCUCCACCACCACCAAAAGAGCCAUACUACCCUCCACACACUCCAAUGUACAAGUCGCCACCACCCUCGACACCUAUUUACAAGUCGCCACCACCACCCAAAGAGCCAUACUACCCUCCACACACCCCUGUCUACAAGUCACCACCUCCACCAACUCCAGUUUACAAGUCGCCAACACCUCCCAAGGAGCCAUACUAUCCUCCACACACACCAACCUACAAGUCGCCACCUCCACCAACUCCCGUUUACAAGUCACCACCACCUCCAAAGGAGCCAUACUACCCUCCACACACACCAACCUACAAGUCGCCACCACCUCCCAAGGAGCCAUACUACCCUCCCCACACCCCAACCUACAAGUCCUCACCUCCACCAACUCCCUUUUACAAGUCACCACCACCUCCCAAGGAACCAUACUACCCUCCUCACACACCAACCUACAAGUCGCCACCCCCACCCAAGGAUUUAUACUACCCUCCACACACACCAACCUAUAAGUCACCACCUCCACCAACUCCCGUUUACAAGUCGCCACAACCACCCAAGGAGCCAUACUACCCUCCACACACCCCAACCUACAAGUCACCACCUUCACCAACUCCCGUUCACAAGUCACCACCACCUCCCAAGGAGCCAUACUACCCUCCACACACACCAACCUACAAGUCACCACCUCCACCAACUCCCGUUUAUAGGUCGUUGCCACCACCAUCCAAAGAACCAUACUACCCUCCACACACACCUACCUACAAGUCACCACCUCCAACAACUCCCGUUUACAAGUCCCCACCACCUCCCAAGGAGCCAUACUACCCUCCACACACACCAACCUACAAGUCACCACCUCCAACAACUCCCGUUUAUAAGUCUCCACCACCACCCAAGGAUCCAUACUACCCUCCACACACCCCAACCUACAAGUUGCCACCUCAACUUACUCCCGUUUACAAGUCGCCACCACUACCCAAAGAGCCAUACUACCCUCCGCACACACCAACCUACAAGUCACCACCUCCGCCAACUCCCGUUUACAAGUCCCCACCACCUCCCAAGGAGCCAUACUAUCCCCCACACAAACCAACCUACAAGUCACCACCUCCACCAACUCCCCUUUAUAAGUCGUCGCCACCACCACCGAAAGAGCCAUACUACCCUCCACAUACACCAACCUACAAGUCACCACCUCCACCAACUCCCGUUUAUAAGUCGCCACCACCACCCAAGGAUCCAUACUACCCUCCACACACCCCAACCUACAAGUCUCCACCUCCACCAACUCCCGUUUACAAGUUGCCACCACCACCCAAGGAUCCAUACUACCCUCCACACACACCAACCUACAAGUCACCACCUCCACCAACUCCCGUUUAUAAGUCGUCGCCACCACCACCCAAGGAGCCAUACUACCCUCCACACACACCAACCUACAAGUCACCACCUCCACCACCUCCUGUUUAUAAGUCUCCACCACCACCCAAGGAUCCAUACUACCCUCCACAAACCCCAACCUACAAGUCGCCACCUCCACCAACUCCCGCUUACAAGUUGCCACCACCACCCAAGAAGCCAUACUACCCUCCGCACACACCAACCUACAAGUCACCACCUCCACCAACUCCCGUUUACAAGUCCCCACCACCUCCCAUGGAGCAAUACUACCCUCCAGAGACACCAACCUACAAGUCACCACCUCCACCAACUCCCGUUUACAAGUUGCCACUACCACCCAAGGAGCCAUACUACCCUCCACACACACCAACCUAUAAGUCACCACCUCCACCAACUCCCGUUUACAAGUCGCCACCACCACCCAAGGAGCCAUACUACCCUCCACACGCCCCAACCUACAAGUUGCCACCUCCACCAACUCCCAUUUACAAGUCGCCACCACCACCAACUCCAGUCUACAACUCUCCUCCACCACCUUACUAUCUUUACACAUCUCCCCCUCCUCCCUACCAUUACUAAAAAGCCACUUCAUUAUAUCGAGGAAAAGCAAAAUGUUGAGCUGAAAGGAAGGCAUUUUACAUUUUCGAGAGACGAUGAAAAAAGAAGUAAACUAUAAGUAAAUAAUAAGCCCCACAUAAGCCG
Solanum pennellii is the source of this 2270-nucleotide messenger RNA. RefSeq names its product extensin-1-like. Lineage: Eukaryota; Viridiplantae; Streptophyta; Magnoliopsida; Solanales; Solanaceae. The transcript has 2 exons. The record is from RefSeq and is a predicted model, not a curated record. Bases 18 to 2147 code for a protein of 709 amino acids.